Messenger RNA from Talaromyces proteolyticus, 1914 nucleotides. RefSeq names its product flavin-binding monooxygenase-like protein. The record is from RefSeq and is a predicted model, not a curated record. Gene Ontology annotation, molecular function: monooxygenase activity; flavin adenine dinucleotide binding. Bases 1 to 1914 code for a protein of 637 amino acids. The transcript is spliced from 2 exons. NCBI's taxonomy places the organism in Eukaryota, Fungi, Ascomycota, Eurotiomycetes, Eurotiales, Trichocomaceae.
AUGGCAGUAGAAGUUGGCACAGUUGGUACCGUCCCAAUCGUCUCCAAAGACCGUAUCGAGGCCGGUUCAAUCAAUAUCCCCAUUGGCAAGCUCCCCACAUCGGUCUACUGUGAGGACACGCAAACCACUCGUUCUGCAGGCGAUAUCGCAUCCCGCGUUAUCGAUGAUCUGAACAGCGCCCUUGCAGCAAAGAACCCCCAAUCUGUGGCAAGCCUCUUUGUAGACAAUGGUUAUUGGCGUGACCAUCUGGGCCUGUCCUGGGACUUUCGCACCUUGAAUAGCCGGCAGAAAAUCGCAGAUUUCUUAGCUGGUGGUAUACGACUCGAAAAAGUCGAAAUCGACAAUUCCAGUCCCUUUAGAGCCCCGCAUUUUGGCCCAAUAGAUGGCGGCAUUGGCGAGGUCAAGGGUGUCGAGUUCUUCAUUAACUUCACGAGUGAUGUUGGAUCGGGGUUUGGUGUUGCCCGGUUGGCAGAGGUUACGAAAGACCAAUGGGAAAUUUUCACGUUUUAUACUGCGUUGCAGAACCUAAAUGGCCACGAGGAACGACUGAGACAUCAGCGACCAAGGGGCGUGGACCAUGGAGGCGACCCUACGCGUAAGAACUGGCAGGAAAGAAGGGCCGCUGAGAGCAACUUUGACGGCAAGGAGCCGCAGGUGCUAAUAAUCGGUGCUGGUCAAGGCGGUCUUAUCGCAGCUGCUCGUUUGAAAAUGCUUGGGGUGGAAACAUUGGUAAUUGACCGCGAGGAUAGAAUUGGGGACAACUGGCGGCGAAGGUACCGUCAAUUAGUCUUGCAUGACCCCGUCUGGCUUGAUCAUUUACCCUACAUCCCGUUCCCACCGACAUGGCCAAUCUUCACGCCAAAAGACAAGUUGGCGGACUUUUUCGAAUCUUACGCUAGUUUGUUAGAAUUGAAUGUUUGGACCAAAACAAAUUUGGUCUCUUCAUCCUGGGACGAUGAUAAGAACCAGUGGACGGUCACUUUAGAGAGACAGCAACACGAUGGAAGCAAGGAGUCUCGCACGUUUCACCCCCACCAUGUAAUUCUUGCUACAGGACAUUCUGGAAAGAAGAAUUUCCCCUCUUUCAAAGGCGCAGAUGCAUUCCAGGGCGACCUUUUAUGUCAUAGCUCCGACUUCCCUGGCGCCAACCCAGCCUCCAAAGGGAAAAACGCCGUUGUUGUCGGCUGCUGCAAUUCCGGACAUGACAUAGCCCAAGACUUCUAUGAAAAAGGCUACAAUGUGACCAUGGUUCAAAGAAGCUCCACGCUUGUGAUAUCCUCUAAUGCCCUUGUGGAAGUCGGUCUGAAGGGUCUCUAUGAAGAAGAUGGUCCACCGACUGAAGACGCCGAUGCGUGGCUGAUAAGCUUGCCUAGCGAGAUAUUAAAGGGCCAACAAAUUAAAGUCACAAAAGCGCAGAACCAAUUCGACAAAAACACCUUGGAGGGCCUGAAAAAGGCCGGUUUCCAAGUUGAUAUGGGUCCUCAAGACGCCGGGCUCUUUCUCAAAUAUUUUCAGCGAGGUGGGGGAUACUACAUCGACGUUGGCGCCAGCCAGCUCAUUGUCGACGGCAAAAUCAAAAUAAAACAGGGCCAGGAGAUCUCACAGGUCCUUGCAAAUAGCAUUGAAUUUGCCGACGGCUCCACCUUACCAGCGGAUGAGAUUGUCUUUGCGACGGGAUAUCAAAAUAUGCAUACAGAGGCAAGAGCCAUUCUCGGUGACGCUCUAGCAGACCGUGUUGGCAGCGUCUGGGGGUUUGACAAGGAAGGCGAAUUUAGGUCUAUGUGGAGGCCAAGUGGACAUCCAGCAUUCUGGUAUAUGGGUGGCAAUCUGUUUUUCUGCAGGUAUUACUCGAAGUUCUUAGCACUGCAGAUCAAGGCCAUUGAGGAGGGGAUUAAAAAGGAGGGUUCGAGGUGA